This is a messenger RNA of Brugia pahangi, 1023 nucleotides long. NCBI's taxonomy places the organism in Eukaryota, Metazoa, Nematoda, Chromadorea, Rhabditida, Onchocercidae. The record is from the annotation of a GenBank genome assembly.
AUGACACAAAUCAUUUGGUUCAGCUUUCUGCUUUGCAUCGCUUCGGCUGAGAAUGGAAGUAUCUCUCUACUAAACCUCGAUAUCGAUGAUAAUAUAUGGGAUGACUGUAGCAAUGGGUACUUCUCAAAUAGUUUCAAUAUCCUUGAUAACAGCAAUUUGGAAUCGAUUCUGGGUUCAGAUAUGGAUGCUCAUAACAGCGAACUAGGAAAUUCUGCUGAGAAUUUGCAGGAUAGCAUUUCAUCUGAUUUUUCGCACCUCGAUUUUACUGAUUUGGAGAAAACUAAACAUAGAAGCAAUGAGGAUUCCAAAAUCGAAACCGUUCCAAUCACAACAGGAAAUUAUCAGUUGCGAGAAUUACCGAGAACAGAUGGCAAGAAUAUGAACAGUAGCAAUUCGACAAACACUGAGAAACCCGAAAUAAAAACUGAUCUCGUUACUGCAAAAAACUUGGACUUAUUUGUUCUGCAAAAUCCUACCAUUACAGAUGAAGAAAAUUACAAGUGUCCCCAUAUCGGAUGUAGUAUGAAAACGAAAAGUCGUAAGAAAUACAUAGCUCACAGGAAAACACACCCCGAACCUUUUAUUUAUGAAUGCAAAGUGUCCGGUUGUGGGCUAACAUUCAAUAAUCCAUCAUCAUUCUACAGUCAUCAGCAAACACACGCACCUAGGAUUGAGUGCGAAAACUGUGGCAAAAUUUUCAGCUGUAAGAAUAAUCUGAGCACUCACAGGAAGUACUGCACGAAAACCAUACAUGAGGAAAAUUACGAGUGUCCCCAUGUCGGAUGUAGUAUGAAAACGAAGAGUCGCAAAGAAUACAUAGCUCACAUUAAAACGCAUCCCAAACCUUUUAUUUAUGAAUGCAAAGUAUCUGGUUGUGUGUUAACAUUUAAUCACCAAUCAUCGUUGUUCAGUCAUCGGCAAACACACAAACCUAAGCCUGAAUGCGAAAACUGUGGCAGAAUUUUCAGCUGUAAGAAUAAUCUGAACUGUCACAGGAAACAUUGUACGAAAACUCCAUGUUAG